AUGGCCGAUGAGCUGGCCAACGCCGCCGCCCGCGGGGACCUGCGGCGCCUCAGGGAGCUGCUGGACGGAGCGGCGGACCUCAACGCCGUCAACUCCUACGGCAGGACCCCCAUCCAGAUGAUGAUGCUGGGCAGCCCGCGGGUGGCCGAGCUGCUGCUGCGGCGCGGAGCCGAUCCCAACCGCCCGGACCCGCGCACCGGCUGCCUCCCGGUGCACGACGCGGCCCGCGCCGGCUUUCUGGAGACGCUGGCGGCGCUGCACCGGGCCGGGGCGCGCCUCGACCUCCCCGACGGCCGCGGCCGCCUGCCCCUGGACGUGGCGGCCGGGGGCCCGCACGGAGCGGUGGGGCGGUACCUGCGCCAUCCGCCACCCCGUGCCUAA
Messenger RNA from Catharus ustulatus (Swainson's thrush), 381 nucleotides. Its product is annotated as cyclin-dependent kinase 4 inhibitor B. Gene Ontology annotation, molecular function: cyclin-dependent protein serine/threonine kinase inhibitor activity; protein kinase binding. Lineage: Eukaryota; Metazoa; Chordata; Aves; Passeriformes; Turdidae. The coding region runs from base 1 to 381 and encodes 126 amino acids. The record is from RefSeq and is a predicted model, not a curated record. Gene Ontology annotation, cellular component: nucleus. The transcript has 2 exons. Gene Ontology annotation, biological process: regulation of cyclin-dependent protein serine/threonine kinase activity; negative regulation of cell population proliferation.